Molecule: messenger RNA, 2150 nt
Organism: Daphnia magna
Lineage: Eukaryota; Metazoa; Arthropoda; Branchiopoda; Diplostraca; Daphniidae
Gene: Swt1
Exons: 7
Coding region: 161-2062 (633 amino acids)
Cellular component (GO): nucleus
Source: RefSeq, a predicted model, not a curated record
UGCAGACAAAGUUAACAUCAACACCUUAGACGUUCGUCAUCCAGUAGGGCACCAAGAAAAUCAACAACAACAACCUAAGACGUUUUAUUUUGCAUUUUUUUAAGAAUCUUGAUUUGUAUUUUUGUAGCACUAAUGGGAUUUUUCAAAAACUUUAUCUAAUAUGGGUAAAGAAAAGAACUCUAGCAAAAGUAAUCUGCCCAAAAUGAACCAUAAUUCUAUGGUGCAAAAAAAAAGAAAAUUGAAGACUACCGUUAUUUUGGUCAAUAGCAACACAACUAAAUCCGAUGGUAUAAGAAGUAUUGUUGCGUCAACGAGCGGAGGGAGAUCAUCUAAACAACACCACGAUGUUACAACAUGCACUCAAGAGUGUCAGCCUUCAAAAAAUUCAAAGAACCAUACACUGCAAGAGAUGCAUAGAAAUGUGAACCAAAAGCUAUCUGCAUUUAGUGGUGAAGAUGUGAUGGAAUGGGAGCCAACAGAAAAGGAAGUAAUGGAAACUCUUCUUGAAAUGCGGAAAGAUUUUUCUGCUAGAAAAACCUUUAGUUGUAUUGAAAAUUCAACCAGAAGGUUGGAACCAAAUUCUAAUGUUGCUGCACACCUAGUUAUUGAUACCAACAUAUUCCUGUCACACUUGCCAAUUGUGAAAACAUUAACAGAGAACAAGGAAUUUAGUUCCAGAGUGCAAAUUCUAGUACCGUGGAUGGUAUUACAAGAACUUGAUUUCAUGAAAAGCAACAGACAGAAUAAGAUCAAUUUGGAAACUGUUGCAAGAAAAGCUGCAGCCUUUAUUCUAGAGCAAAUAAAUAAAAAAAACAACUUCUUCAGAAGUCAAACACUUACUGAGUUCAAAAAUUGUAUCAAUCUGCUACCUGAUGAGAAUGCUGAUGAUAAAAUCCUUCAGUGGUGCCUUUACCUUAAAAAUGAAAUGUUGUCUGAUAUCAUUCUUCUUUCAAAUGAUGUCCUCUUUUGUGCCAAAGCAUCUGCCAAUGGAAUACAGCCAAUGCAGUCAGCAAAUUUCAUUCAAAUAUUGCGGCAAAUGCUUCUGGUGCAAACCACCUGUGGCUCAGGGCAAGGUCUAACUAAUUUUGUGAAGGAUACAAGACAUUUUUCAGAAGAUGCCUUAAAUGAGACACCUGGUAGAACAAGUAACCACCAACAAGGGCCUUGCAGAGAAAACAAAGAUGUGUGUGCAGCAUCAUUCCUAUAUCAAUUCGAAGAAUGCAUUGUGGAUUCCAUAAGCCAGCUGCUUGAAUAUGAGAUGAAACAAGUUUACGAAGACAUUUGGCACCAGAUCGUCUUAAUAAAGCCGCCUUGGAACCUUCGUGACCUUCUACGUUGCAUAGAUAAGCAUUGGAUUGCCGUGUUCGGAUACAUUUAUCCUAAAGACAUGCACCAGAAACUGAAUCAUCUUAGCAACAUGUGGAAAAAUAUAAAAACGAAGAAUACUGUGAAGCAAGAAGAACGUGAGAUGAUUCUCCAAUCGUGUAUAUGCAUCUUACAGUUGAUACAAAGAACAAGAAAGCAGUUCCAUUACACUCUGCAAAAGGCAAUUGAUGGACUUCAAGGUUUGCUACAGCAAGAUGCAAAGCUAAACGAUGCUUUCAUUCUAGAUCUGUUUACUCGUGUGUGGGGCCGAUUCAACUUUAUUUGCGGAACGCUGUCUGAUGCUGUUGGUGUAGCCCAUCCCGGCAUUCAGUAUGAACCCGACUCAACUGUUCCAACUUUUCAAGAAGUUAGGGACGGGUUACAGAAGUUAAAACCUCUUUUGCUUAGAACGGAGGGCACCAUGUCUAGUUUCUUGCAAAACAGCGGAACCUCUCCAAUGUGUCGGGUUACGUUAAGGCAGGACAACAGUUUACUAGAUUUGUCUCAUUGCAUUCUGUUGUCCAUCAGCGAGCUCGGUUUACAGGUAGAAGAAACCGCUACAGCAGCAUCUUCCUUGAGCCGCGCCAUGGCUCACUUCGCAUCAAAUGCACAGCAUAAACAAAAAAUGGAAGUCGGACUGGAGCAGCUACGAGUUUAUAUUCGCGUGUUGGAUUCCGUUGCUUCCAAGUUGCACUGAGCUGCCUUAUGUUUCACUCUUGAUUCUUGUACAAUUUCAUUCAUGUUUAUUCUCAACCCCGCAUACAUAUUACACGGAGGAAAAAAUU